UGAUAGUGAAUGUACCAGUGUGUAUGAAGGAACUGCAGAUGCUGGUUUAAAUUGAAGGUAGACACAAAAUGCUGGAGUAACUCAGUAACAAAGUCUGAAGAAGGGUCGCAACCUGAAACAUCACCCAUCCCUUCUCUCCAGAGAUGCUGCGUGUCCCACUCCAGCAUUUUGUGUUUACCUGGUGAAUGUACCUUCUGAGCAAUUGAACAAGAAUGAGCUGAUCAGGAAGAAUUAGUGUUGGUUGAGAAGGAUAGAACAUUGCUUGCUUUGACCAGCUGCUCACUUUGAAAAGGCCACUUGCGUGGUCUAUAGAUGUUUUCUGUUUGGGCUUCCUGAAGGUGUCAUGAUGCACUUUUCAAUAGAAUGGUGAAAACCUACUUGGGGAAUUUUGUGAUAUGAUUAUUAAGAGAGUGGUCUGGGCACUUAUUGGAAUUAUGCCACUGAUUAAGGACAAAGAAUCAUAGAAUUGUUAUGACGUUCAGCCUAUUGGGUCCACAGGUGGAGCAGCUAUAUAUCAAUCCUACCUACAGAAUUCACUCGUUUUUUUCCAUGAAAGUUAUUUUCCAUAAAUGGCCUGUUUAAUUUCUUCUGAUUCUGAAUAUUUCUAUUGCCUUUGCUAACUGCCACUUUUUGAAAAGGGUUUUAUUCACUAUCCUGCUGCUCCCCUUCCAUCCAAUCAUCUUUCUUCUGUCUCUUUGAAUUAGUUUUCUUAUAAAAGUUCCUGAAUUGGAACAACUUGCUCUCUGUUUUGCCCAGUCUGAGCGCAUUGUGAUCUUGUCCACCUCUCAAACCUCCUCCACUUGACAAAGCUGUUCUCCUCAGAGCAGUGAAAUAUUAAAAAUUGAAUUUGUAGGUCUGUUCAUAAUUGAGAACUCAAAGUGGUUCCAUUAGUAUGUCUGUUGGUUAUAGGAAGGUGUUGAUUUAAGAUAAACUGUGACAAAACCACAGGUAAAUAUGAAGAUUAUUUAGUACUGUAAACCAGGAAUGCACGGCCUGAAAGGAUGGCAGAUGCAGAUUCAGCAGCAACUUUCAAAAGGGAAUUGGCAGAUAAGCUCACAACAAAAACAUUUGCAGGGUUAGGAAGAAGAGGAGGGUAGUGGGAUUGAUUGGAUGGUUCAUUAGGAGAAUCUGGUCAAGUAUGUUAGGCUGAAGGGUCUUCUGCGCCACAAGGCGUUAACCUUGCACCGUAAGGAUCAAAAUCAUUGAGCACUUGAACAAAAAUUGAUGAGCAGAGAGAACUGACUUCUAUUUGCUUUUAGUGAUGAAUAUAUUUAGAUCCGCAAAGUCUGUUCUCCUUUGCAGUAUCUGGCUUCUUACCAUCAAUAAAAUAUUUCAUAUUUUCUUCCUUGGGUUCAAAAUUAACUAAAUUUUCGAUUGUUUUGUUACGUGGAACAAAUUAAUAUAUUAGUUUUGUUCUCAGUGGAGCAAAGAUGGCUAAAAGUUUGGUGUUUGAUAUCAUGAAGGUUUUAUAUGGAAAAGAAAAAAACUAGUUUGGCUGAAGAGUAGAAAAGUUGAAUGAGCAAAUUUAAGGAUACUAAGAGGAAAUUGUCUGAUUAAUAUAGAUACAUCUUCCAUCAAGGUCACUGCCAGGAUAAACAUGUGAGUGUCAUAAUGGACUUUGUGAUAGUGUUAUAUCCCAGUGAAAAAGGACAGCAAAAACAAAUGUGUGUAGAAUUGUACAUAGGAAUUGGGAACUCAAGCACCUCAGACUACCUCUGCCAUUUAGUACAAUCAGGGUUGAUUGUAAAUUCAAUUCCAUGUUCCUGAUUGCACCUUUUACCCUCUUAACAAGAAUUUAUCUACCUCUUUAAAAUAUUCAAAAAUUUUGCUUCCACUGCCUCUGGGGAAGUGGUCCAAUGAUUCAGAGAACAUGUAAUCUGUUUUAAUUGGGUAACCUUUUUUAAAAACAGUGACUCCUUGUUCCUAGGUUCAACACAGGACGAAGUGUCCUUUCCACAUCCAUCCUGUCCAGACUUCCCAAGAUGUUAUGUUUCGAUCAAGUCCAUUCUCCCUCAUAAUGUCAGUGGAUACAAGCCUAGUCUGUCCAACCUUUCCUCAUGAAGCAUAAUCCAGCUCCUGAACAUUUCCAGAUGUACAAGCAAAUGGUCCUAGGAAGAGACACAGGAGUUGGUUUUGUAGCUGGUGAAGUUCCAGGCCAUCAGACAGACAGCCAGAUUACAAUGGGCAUCUCCUGGCAAGCCUGAAGAUACCAGAGCGAAGGAAUGGAAUUGAAUGGUUGAAAACCCUGGUCUUGCGUUGAAGUACAUCACUUUCAAACAAGAAGCUGCUGGGGUCCGAACUGCGCAACACCGCAGCAUGCAGUCCUACCGGGAGCAGAGCAGCUACCAUGGGAACCAGAGGCUGCUGCACCAAGAGGCCCAGGAGACGUCGCGCCUGGGAGACCACAACCAGUACCACCAGGGUCAGAUGUUCAGCGGCUACACCAACCGACCGGUCAGCGAGAGCUGCGACCAGCAGCUGUACCAACCCUUCCGGAGGGAUCCCACCGACUACUAUUACUCCAGGGGGAAGGAGCUGACAGCUACCCAGGCUCAGCGCAGGCUGGCUGGGCGUCUGCAGACCGGUUACGGAGCCCAGCCGGCUGCUGGCUACUCAGUGCAGUACCUCAGCGAGGGCCAGUGGCGGAUGCCCCACACCGCCAUGCCCGGCUACAGCCACUUCGAGCAGGACGUGUACGCCAGUCAGUUUUCCCCCGGCGCCGUGCAGCAACAGUUGCGACAUCAGACCUUCCAGGCAACCCCAGGCAGCCAAGUCCCUUCCUCUUCCGCUCACCUCUCCCAGCUCAUCCACCAGUCGGGCUCCGGCCUGCUGGCCAAGUACCAGCACCGCGCAGCCCAGUAUAACCCCCAGCAGUUCCAGUCCUCUUCCUCCAUCUCCACCACCACUACCACUGCCUCUACCACCUCCUCCUCCUCCUCCCCCUCCUCCUACCUGUCUCCUCAAGGCUACAGCCAGCCUCCCGGGCAGGCGUUCGAUGGCUAUCACACCAGUGCCGGCGGCCAGUGCGAUGGCUACCCGGUCAAUGCCACAGUUGCCGCUGGUUACGGGACCCAAGCAGGGUACAGCUACCAGCCGCCUGUAUCUAAACCCUGCUUCGAACAGGCGAAGCCACUGGCAGGCCAGCAACACCGGGUCCUGCAAUACUCCACACCCGCCAAGCUGGCUCUGCUCAACCAGCAGUUUGCUUCCUACUGUUCGGCCGACAUUCCCGCCAAGUCGCCCAUGCCAUUCCAUCAGAACUUCAGCCCCGGAUCCAACCCGUCUCCAGCCACCCCGGUGGCCCAGUCGCCCUCGUGCAGCUCCACCCCGUCCCCUCUGUUGGUCAACAGCGACAGCCUUCAGUGCGGGGCGGGAUCCAUGGGCAUGGUGGCGAGGAGCCGCAUCUUGCAGCAGAUGCACGAACCUAGCCCCACACCAGCGGGGCUGAUGCCUAGUCCCACACCAGCGGGGCUGAUGCCUAGUCCCACGGCAGCAAGUCUGAUGCCCAGUCCCAGCUCCCAGUCCGGGGCCUACGAAGGCUUUGGUCUAGAGGGGGGUGGGGAGAAGCGGGUGUCCGACUUGGGCCUGAGCAGCCUGACGGCCCUGAGCUCGCAGGUGGCCAACAUCCCCAACACCGUGCAGCACCUGCUGAUCUCCGACUCGCUGGCGCUGCACCGCAGGCACGCCCGCCGCACCGCCAAGAGGCCUGGGGCCCUGGGCGAGCUUCCUGGCCCCGAGGAGCAGCUGAAAUCUCCACAUGCCGAGUCCCUGGACGGCGGCUGCUCCAGCUCAUCGGAGGACCACGCCGAGCGGGUACGGCAGCUCAGCGGGCAGAGCUGCUGCUCGGACCAGGCCUUCAAGCACCGCAACCCCGACGCCGUCAACGCCCUCUGCUCGCCGGUCGGCUCCCACGGCAACGGCGCUGGCCGGCCCCUGUCCAAGGAGGAGCUGAUGGUCCAGAUGUGCCAGGAGGGCAAAGGUGGCGCCAUGGCAUCGCUGGCUGAGCAGGCGGCCCGGCGGGGUGAAAAACCGGUGGGAGUCAUCGUGUCCCGGGAAGCCAUGGGCGGCAGGGAGGAUGUGCUGGGCAUGGCUGGGCAAGAGGACGAGCACUCGAGGCAGACCCCCUUCCCUGUCGGCAACGAGAAAGCUCCCGGACGCAACCAGCAACCAAACAGCCGUGGCGGUGCGGUGAUAUCGGCCGCCCAGAAUGGGAAUGGCCUUGGGCACCAAGGAGCCACCUUGCCCAACGACCCCAUGGCUGCCAGGCUGGACUCGGCUAAGUCGCCCAGUUGCCUGGUGUACGGUUUCCGUGACAUGCCGAGGAACGAAGGCGGCUACCAUCAGAUGCAGUACCCGGCCGUUCCUUACGGCCAGGCCGAGCCCGACCAGUUCACUCUUGGAGACCGGAAGGUGGCCCCAAGUAAGGCUGAGAAGAGCCACAGCUUGCUCCAAGAAGCUUUGCAAGCCAACUAUCCCGGGAGAAAGUUUCACCCAAAUUACCUCCCCGACCUGCAAUAUUCGGGAUUCCUGGAUCCCUCGCAGCAGCCGGGCUACCCAGUGCGGCAAAUGAUCGAGCUGGCGAGGAAGGACGUGCACGGCAGUGCCCUGGCACCACCCUCUAGCUGGGGCGAUGGGAGAGUACCCGGCUUUGGCACCGAGCAGGCCAGGGCUGACCUGGAGGCCCAACUGGAAAGCGUGAUGUCGGAGAGGAAGUCUGUCAUCUGCGACGUUUCCCCCUCCCGGCCCUUUGGCCGGAGCUCCAUGCCGCUGAGCUGCGGGCAGUCUCACGACCAAGACUUUGUCCGCAACGUGAAGGGAGAAGAUAGAUUUUGCAAAGCAGGCCAGUCUGUCAUCCAGCCAGGUAUACCAAUGAUGACUGAAGCACGAAUCAAAGGUGAGAUGGGCCAAAGCCUGUGUCAGCAAAGGCCCUCUGGUCACCUUGACAGCCGAGAUGGCAGGACACUCUCUCCCCACUGGAAGUACGAUCCUUCAGACCUGGUCAGGGGUUCCACCAUGAUUUCCACUCCACUGCCCAUGGGACCCACCACCAGCUUUCCCCACCAAGCCCUGAACAACCGAUCCACCAGGGGGCGCCGCCCGUACGGAAGGGGGGCAGGUAGAGGCGGAGGGAGGAAGAGGAGACCUUCGGCGCGGGCGGACGGGAACACUUUCCUGACCAGAGCGCCAUUUGUCAAGCAGGAAGUGAUGCCAGAAGCUGGCAGAGUUGGGCAUUUCGGCCAACCUUGCGAUCACAUGCCGCCCUCGUUGGACAGGGUCACCAUGUAUCCCGGUUCUGCAAACUCGGACACGCUGUCCUCCCUGUUAACCAAGCAAGUCAACUCUUGUCCCUCGGGUAUGGAGCCAGAAGCCACCAUGAGGUAUCCAAUUCAUUCACAGAGGCAAAUGCAGAAUCCUGAAGGGAUGGGCGGCUGGGCAGACACAAUUGAUGGGAAAAACCCGGCUCCCGAGAUCUGCAGGAGCGGGAUGCUGAAAGAGCCAAGGCUCUUUGAGGCCACGCAACAGGACACGAGUGGUCAUCCUUCAUUGCAGAUGUUUUCACCUCAGGGUCAUGACAUCCAAAGCCCACAGCUGGCUGAACAGUCAAUACGUCAAGAGGACGCCGCGGUUCAAUCCUCCAUUUUGUCGAGGAGGAGGAUAAGAUCUUUUAUAUCGCCUAUUCCAGCCAAACGAUUUUGCCAAGAGCCAAAAGCCAAGGAUUCGAUGACCCCCUGUGACCCCAACAACUCGCAGUGCAGUGUCGGCCCGAUCCCGGUGCACAAUGCCGAGCCUGGCGAUGAGUGCCAGCAGAUGAACGAUGAGAAGGGCAGCCCCGGUGGGAGCCUGUCUCCAGCCGCUUCCCUCGCCAGUCCCGGCAAGACCAAAACCCUGCCGCCGCGGAAGGGCCGCGGCCUGAAGCUGGAAGCCAUCGUCCAGAAGAUCACGUCGCCCAAUGGCCGUAAGUUUCCCCCGACUGGGAUGCUGGAUGGGGCCUCCGACAGCCUGACACUAGAGGACAUCCUGUCUGUCAAUGAGGCAGGGUGGGAGAGGACCAGUGCGGCCAUGGUGCUGCCUGGGUUCAAGUUGGACGCUGAUGCCAAGGAGGGAGACAUGGAGGCGCGUGGCCCCGGUUGUACCGGCGAGGUGGGCCACGCCAACUUCUCCCAGAUUUGCAAAGACUCUGUGCCAUCCGCUCGGGCACCACAUCAUCCCGACUCCAAGCAGUGCGGCCCCCCUUGCCCUCUGCCCUGCUCCCUGGCGCACCACGCUGGCGAAGAUGCCACUGGCAUCACCCCCAAGGUGGAGGCGUCCAUAAAAGGCUACUUCCCUUCGGGCAAGAAGCGAGGAAGGCCGCUGGGUAGCAUCAACAAGCAGAAGCGGCAUCGGCAGGAGUGCCAGGACCCACCGACCCUGGAGGAGGCGGAGGAGGAGGAGGCCAAACCCAAGGUGGUGCCCGAGAGUAAGAAACCGGCCUCCCACCAGCGGAGGCGCCGCAAGAGGCUCGAGGGUCCCAUGGUGCUGCCCGUAGAGCCGGACAUUAAACUGAAGCACACUAUUCGAACUGUACGCUGGAGGCGGGUAGAAACCCAGGACAAAGGCUUCUCUCCGUACGUGCUGCUGGAGAGGAAGCGAGAGGCUGCCCUCUGCACCAUUAUCAACAACCACGAUGAUCAAAACAGGGCCCAGAAAGGGGUGAAGGGGGAGCAGGGCCUGGCCUGCACCCCACCGCCCAGUUGCGCUGGCAAGGCCUUGCCCACGUCCUCGCAUAUGGUGCAGGGCCCGGUGGUGACUGACUCCUCCACCCUUGGCGUGGUGCUCUGCUGCCUGUGCGGCAAGUGCGCCAAUCACCGUGACCUGGGCGACCUUUAUGGACCCUACUACCCGCACCAGUACGCUGCCACCCUGCCCAAGAACCCACCCCCGAAGAAGAUGGUGCCGGUGCCCAGCAGGGUGGUGAGGCACCGGAGCAUGCCCGACCUGCUGAAGACUAGCCAGUCGGGAGACGAGGGCAAGGAGUUUGGGACUGUCCCGGGGCACCCCAGGUUCAAAAGGCGCCACUACAGCGAAGAUUGCACCCCUUCCUGGGCUAGUCCCAGGAGCAGCAAAGGGCACCGGCACUGCCACUGCUGCGUAAAGACUUCUGUCGACUCACGGACUCAGAGAUUUAAAAGUGAGCUCGGCCCGCAGGUGGAGCUGCAGCUCCCUCAACUACCUCUCGACCCCAACGAACUGUGGAUCCAUGAGUCCUGUGUGCUCUGGGCCAGCGGGGUCUACCUGAUCUCUGGGAGACUCUACGGACUGCAAGAGGCUGUAGAAAUGGCCAGAGAAACGAAAUGCUCACACUGCCAGGAGCCUGGCGCUACCCUGGGCUGCUACUGCAAGGGAUGCCCUCUCAACUACCACUACAUCUGUGCUAUGGAAGCAGAUUGCUUCCUGAAUGAAGAGAAUUUCUCCAUGAAAUGUCCCAAACAUAAGCACAGGGCUACAAAAGGUAGCAGCACAGAGCAGUCGGAGCGAGGCUGAGCACAGGCCUCCACUUCUCUACGGACACAGCACAAGCAGGUCCUCCUGUUGAGAGGCGGUGAAUCUGACACCAUUACGCGAUCGGACGGGGUGACUCCAUGGGCGUGUCUGUCGGCCCUCAGACGACCAGCGUUUGCUGCAACCACCAAGAACUGCCGGUCAGAGGACCCGGAGCAAAAAAUAACCCUGGACCUGUGCGCUUGCAGCCCCGAUAUCCACAAACCACAGGGCAGUGAACAAAACAAGAGGCCAUCGCGCGACUGG
Messenger RNA from Leucoraja erinaceus (little skate), 7785 nucleotides. It is a transcript of the gene tcf20, whose product is annotated as transcription factor 20. The transcript is spliced from 8 exons. The coding region runs from base 2233 to 7521 and encodes 1762 amino acids. The record is from RefSeq and is a predicted model, not a curated record. NCBI's taxonomy places the organism in Eukaryota, Metazoa, Chordata, Chondrichthyes, Rajiformes, Rajidae. Gene Ontology annotation, biological process: regulation of transcription by RNA polymerase II. Gene Ontology annotation, cellular component: nucleus.